Molecule: messenger RNA, 762 nt
Organism: Amaranthus tricolor (Joseph's coat)
Lineage: Eukaryota; Viridiplantae; Streptophyta; Magnoliopsida; Caryophyllales; Amaranthaceae
Product: zinc finger BED domain-containing protein RICESLEEPER 2-like
Exons: 2
Coding region: 1-588 (195 amino acids)
Molecular function (GO): protein dimerization activity
Source: RefSeq, a predicted model, not a curated record
AUGUACACAAAAGAUAAUAAUGCUUCUGUUGUUUGUAUGCGGGUAAAGAAUGCCCUUUAUGAUUUAUAUAAUGAAUACAAAGACUUUCAUUCCACAUCCGCAACAAUAGUUCAAAGUGAUGGUGCUUCAAGUUCUAGCAAAGAUGUAGAACCUGGUCUUCCGAAAAAAGGACUUAUGAGAUCUAAGUUUAAAAAAUUCAAAGAGUCUCGUGAGGAUGGGGAAUUGACUAAAACAGAGGUGGACAAGUAUUUAGAUGAGGUUACAGAAGAAGAUGGAGAUGACUUUGAUAUUUUGACAUGGUGGAAAAACAAUAGUUCAAGGUUUCCAAUUCUUUCUCUUGUAGCUCGUGAUGUGCUAGCCAUUCCUGUAUCCACAGUUGCAUCGGAAAGUGCCUUUAGUACUGGAGGUCGAGUUCUAGAUUCAUUUCGAAGUUCAUUAAGUCCAAAGAUGGCAGAAGCUCUUAUUUCUUGUCAAGAUUGGCUUCGUGCUUCUUCUCUAAAAGUUGAGGAGUGCUUGGAGGAUAUAGCACAACUAGAGAACGAGUUAUCGAAGAUCAAUUUGGCUCCUUCAGUUAUUGAUGUUCCUUGAUGCAAUGAUGCAUAUUCAUGGAUGAAGUCGGCAAUUCGCUAUUGCUGAUGUAUUUUGAUGAUGUAUUUGAUGGAGGAUAUUGCUGAUGUAUUUGAUGAUGAUGUAUUUUGGAUUUGAUGAUGUAUUUUGUUUACAGAUUAUCGUUUAUCUUAGAUUCUCACUCAAUUAAAAAAA